AGCGUGUCAGUUUGAUUCCUGAAAACAGCAAAAUUGGGGCACUGAUACAAAUUUGAGGUCAUAAAUCUCGACCUCCAGGUUCCAGUGGCUUCAAAUUUCACACAUCAUUGCCCAGUGUCCACCAUCGUACUCGUUGCUCUCGGGCUCCUCUGCGCCAUCAGCCUCAAGUCUCUCACGCGCAGCCGCUACCCUAUCAGAUGCGUUCGAGUCCCAGCGCAGCGGAUUGGUUGUGCCUGUGCGCACACCGUAUGCGGAAGCCAUUUGACGUAUUUGUGACGGCGGGUGGUUUCACUAGACAUGUGUAGACUAGCGCCUCGUGUAGUAACGUCAUUUUUUUUCUCUUCUUCAAACCUUCAUCUUCCUUGAGCAUUUCAGCCAGUAGCUAACGAAUACCAUGGAUACAGUCAAAUCCCAAGUCGAUUUCUCCACGGCCUCGGAUAUCAUUAGUGCGCUGCAAAACAUCCUUGCGCAUUCACAAAUGAUCAUGCCAGACCUCGAAACGUCCUACUCUCAAUCCAGAUUGCCCACUACCAACUACUUUGCGAUCGAGCUCAAAGACCAGAGCAUCGGCGAUAUCAUCACAGAACGCCAACAUCAGUUGGACGCGAUUUUGCCCGAGAUCUCAAGCCUGGAAACUGUCAUAGAUGGUGUCCAAAAUAUUCACAGACAACUCGUCGAGCAGAAGGCCAAGAUCAUCGAGUCCAUCCAUUUGCACAAUAGACUCAGAUCGGCUCUCUGGCGCCUGCCAACUGAAAUCUUAUCCCACAUCUUUUACCUCUGUCUUCCAGACGUUCCGAGACUCAGUAUGUUGCAGCCACCAUCACCGCUAACAGCUCCCAUGCUGUUGACCGGAAUAUGCCAACAAUGGAGGGAAGUUGCUGUAGGCGUACCUGGUCUAUGGCGCAUGUUGUCUGUGACAGUCAAUGACCAUCACUGGCAGCGGGCAGUGUUCUGCUAUGACAUAUUUCUUAAGCGGUCACAGGGACUCCCGCUCUCGCUGGCACUCCAGUGUUCCAAAAAUCAUUCGACCAAGCUACAAAGCCUUCUUCAUCCUUACGUCAAACAAAUCUUGUCUCUCUCUAUCAAUUGUCCUCAGGUCCAAGGACUGGACCAACCUGAACUUUUGUUAAAAGACCUCCCAGCACUGCAGGAGCUAACAAUUGGCCAUAAUAACGAAGCUUUUCCACGACUCAUGUCGCGACUGCCGUCCACUGUGAGAUGUCUCAGUUUCCCAGGGACGUGGUUUGGGCCCAUGCUACCAUCUUAUCUCACUUCCGUUCAGUGGGCCCACCUGACGAACAUUGAAUUCUGCGUAGAUGGACAGAAUACACUCUUCCGCCUACUCCGGUUAUGCCCCAACCUCUCCUCAUUAACCACUGCCAUGGUAUCACCUGAAUCACAGACCUCAAGGCCAUUCACGCACACUAAACUUCAAUUCUUGAUCUUCCGUGGUAGUGUGGCGUACAAAACCCCAUUAUCGGGCGUGUUCAGUACUCUCUCACUUCCCAAUUUACGCGGAUUUUAUGUCUGCAGUCCAUCAACGUGGCCUCAUGAGGAGUUCAAGACAUUUUUGACACGGUCAAAGUGUCCCUUGCAGAUCCUGUCUACAUGUCAUUGUUUGGGUGUGACAGCUGAGCGGCGAGCAGAAUACGCUGCCAUUGUUCGUUCCUCCAAAGUGUCAUGA
This is a messenger RNA of Suillus clintonianus, 1684 nucleotides long. RefSeq lists its product as uncharacterized. Lineage: Eukaryota; Fungi; Basidiomycota; Agaricomycetes; Boletales; Suillaceae. The transcript is spliced from 3 exons. Bases 395 to 1684 code for a protein of 429 amino acids. The record is from RefSeq and is a predicted model, not a curated record.